AUGCGAUUCACGUUUUUACUCCUGGUUUUCGCGUUAGUGCUGUGCUCUGGUUUCGGGGCGUACAUCCUCAGAGCCUUCAACUCCCGCAUCCGGAGGUCCGCCGAAGGAUUGCCCGCGAAGGGGCAUACCCAAGCGCCGCGAGCCCUAUCUCAGCUUGAGAUGAACCUCAAGAAAGGGGAGUAUGUCUGCGGGAACAGGAUCUGCAAACUGCGACCCGGCGAGGUGCCUCCCAAUUGCAAUGGGGUUUGCCAAUACCCCAUUCAC
Messenger RNA from Iphiclides podalirius (scarce swallowtail), 264 nucleotides. The record is from the annotation of a GenBank genome assembly. NCBI's taxonomy places the organism in Eukaryota, Metazoa, Arthropoda, Insecta, Lepidoptera, Papilionidae.